AGUCAGUAGUUGAUCGGUGGCGGUUCAACGUCUUAGUAGAGUAUUGUUGUCGGCGCUGUGCGGUCACGCUUGUCCAUCUCUCUCGUUGCUACCUAGAUAUUUACUUCAGUGUAGAACCGAAUCAAGUUGCGCGCGUGAGAAGUCCCUUUCGCGAAGUGGUUUCUAACCAGUUCACAGUUCCGUGUCGGGGUUCGAUCUGUUGUUGUCGUUGGAGUCAAUCGCAGGCAGUUCUAAUUAAGAAGCGAAAACUCUGACAAAGCUAACUUUUGGGAAUGCAUUUCACGCAAAAGAGUCGUUGAGGCUCGUGCCAAGCAGAUGAAGGAUAAUAUCCGUUACGAUAACGGUCGUUUCCGGAAUUUGCCUGAGAUUCUCCCGUUGAAGCACACAAAAUAAGACCUUCAGUUCGGAUUACCGAUAAGAUACGGAGAAUUGCUGUACACCCCUCGGAAACACUGCCGACGAUUGUGUAGGAGUAGUACGAAUAUUGUUUUUUUUUUACGUUUUCGCGAAUGCAAUCGAUUAUCGGAAAGUGGUGACAUAAUCAGCGGUGUGAAGAAUAAUACAAAGUGUGUGUUUGUGCCUAGUGCGUUGAAAGUGGUCUGGCGCCAUGGCUGAAGCCCAUUCAGCUGUUGCAUUCUCGUUUUCCAUCACCCACGAGGGAUGGCACCUGAACUACGACCGGGAAGUGCUGAACCUGGUCUGGCAGUCCGGUAUCAGAUCCUGGAAGAAGCGGUUGGCGCGGUUUAGGAGUGGCGUUCGCAACGGCGUAUAUCCUGCACAUCUUCAGAGCCUCUGGCUGGUGAUAGCCGUCGCCAUAGCACUUCAUUUCUCACAGAGGCACGUUCCAUUCAAUUUAGUUAGUAAAUUCCUAGGAUUAUUACCAGGUGAUACGGUAGGGUACCAACUGGCGGCAUGUGGUCUGGCGGGUCUCCUAUUCUGGCUGUGCAUAUGUUACACAAUGCGAUACUCGCUCAAACUGCUGCUCAUGUACAAAGGGUGGAUGUACGAAAAGCGAGCCCCGGGCAGUAAGGUAUCCCUGCCGACACGACUAUGGGCACUUUUUGUCAAAGUAUUAGCAACGUGGAACAAACCUGGCCUGUACAGUUUCCAGGGAUCACUGCCGCGUUUGCCGCUGCCCAGCGUCCAGGAGACCAUGUCGAGGUACCUGCGAUCGGUUCGGCCACUGUUGGACGAUAGUAAUUUCACUCGCAUGGAAUCGUUGGCUAAGGAGUUCGAGAGCACGAUUGCCCCUAAGCUGCAGCGCUAUCUUAUGCUGAAGAGCUGGUGGUCUACCAACUACGUAUCCGAUUGGUGGGAGGAAUACGUUUAUCUGCGUGGUCGAGGUGCCUUGAUGGUGAACAGCAACUUCUACGGAAUUGACGCCAUCUUCACGCAACCUACCACAAUUCAGAGUGCUCGCGCAGCUAGCGUAAUCAACAUGUUGCUUCAGUUUAGAAGAAUCGUCGAACGUCAGGAGCUGGAACCCAUUCUGGUGCAAGGACUGGUCCCACUGUGCUCGUGGCAGUAUGAACGUAUCUUCAACACUGUUCGCGUGCCGGGCGUUGAGACUGAUAAGAUCGUACAUUACCAGGAUUCCAAUCACAUUGUGGUGCUGCACCGUGGCUGCUACUACAAAGUAGUGAUCUAUCAUAAUGGUCGCAUCUUGCGACCCUGCGAAUUGCAGAUUCAGAUUGAGGAGAUCCUGAACAGCAGUGACAAACCGCAGGCCGGAGAGGAGCUGCUGGCCGCGUUGACUGCUGGCGAUCGAACCAAGUGGGCGCAAACCAGGGAAACUGUGUUCGCCAAGGGUGUGAACAAGACUUCGCUACAUCUGAUCGAAAGUGCUGCGUUUGUGCUUUCGCUGGAUGAGCAUCCGUUCGAGUUCGACAUGGCACACCCGGAGAAGUUGGAUCAGUUCGGACGGUAUCUGUUGCACGGCAAUGGACACGACAGAUGGUUCGACAAGAGUUUCACGGUCUGCGUUGGAUCCAAUGGCAGAAUUGGAUUCAAUUCCGAACACACGUGGGCUGACGCGCCUGUGAUGGCACACGUUUGGGAGAACAUUGUUGCAGAAGAGCAGAUUCAGAAACGAUAUGAUGAAAAUGGAAACACCCUCGGUAUUCCAGAGUUUGAACCACCAAAGCCGAAACGCCUUGCGUUCGAUCUUGACAAUCCGGUAGCGCUGGACGCUAUCCAAGAGGCUCACCUCGCCUCGCAAAAGCUACUCAACGAUGUGGACCUGCGCAUAUUCGUGCACGACGCCUACGGCAAGGGAUUGAUGAAGAAGUGUCGUCUAUCGCCGGAUGCCUAUCUCCAGAUGGCCCUGCAGUUGGCCUACUACCGGGACGCCGGAAAGUUCUCGCUAACCUACGAGGCGUCCAUGACUCGCUUGUUCCGCGAAGGUCGUACCGAAACCGUCCGUCCCUGUACGAUCGAGUCUGCGGCGUGGGUCAAGGCGAUGGAGAAUCCCAAGAUUGGGGUCGAAGAACGGGUAAAACUGCUGAACGCAGCCUGCGAUCGUCACCAGCUAGGCUACCAGGACGCCAUGUGCGGCAAGGGUAUCGAUCGGCACCUGUUCUGUCUGUACGUUGUGUCGAAGUAUCUCGAGCUGGAUUCGCCCUUCCUAAAGGAGGUGCUCAGCGAACCAUGGCGGUUGUCCACUAGUCAAACCCCGCACGGCCAAACCGCCAAGAUGGACCUGAAAAAGCAUCCGAACUGUAUCAGCGCUGGUGGCGGCUUCGGACCCGUGGCCGACGAUGGCUACGGUGUGUCGUACAUCGUGGCCGGCGAGGAUUUGAUAUUCUUCCACAUUUCGUCGAAGAAGAGCUGUGGAACGACGGAUUCGGAACGUUUCGCCCAACAGAUCGCGAGGGCACUGGCCGACAUCAAGCACCUGUUCGAGCAAUACAAAACGCAACAGCAAAAGCAGAAGAGCGUAACCAACGGUACGGCAAACUAGAAAUUCGUUCGUAAUUUGGGGCAACCUGCUGUCUCUGUGCAGUAAGAAGAAGUGGAAGUGUCUGUUGUUCGGCACUUCCCGCAAACGACCAGAACUGAUUAAUCAACGAACAUAUCCACCGUUUUAAAGAAAGAAAGAAAGCGCGCGAGUAGCAGUCAAUAGCCCCACCCGUCGUGCGUGACUGCUAUCACCUUGUUUUGUUAUUACUACUACUGUUUAAGUUAUAUAAUUCUUGUAAAUUAAUAUGUUUAUUAGGAAAACAAGUUUUCUUUUAGUGCAGCACCAUUUUAUGUUUCGUAUAAGAGAAAGUAGGUUGCGUUGAUAUUAAAAUAAAACAUGUUUUGUUGAGAGUUUUUAGAAUUAGACAAACGGAUACUGAAGAACACUCGAUGAAUAAAAAUGGAUCUUUCAUACAACUCUUUUGAACUGUCUUGUUUAAUUGAAUGCGAGAAAACUGAAAUUUUCUAAAAGACUACUUUUGACUAUAGGCUGUUUUACACAUCCAAUUUUGCGUGCGACAAUGCUUAUUACAAUCGACGGAGCCAAAAUUAAAGGCAAUCAACACUGGUUCGAUAGACUUUAUUCAGUAUGUAUGCCAAGAUUAUUAGUAUUUUCAGUGAUAGCUGCAAUCAUUAGUGGUAGGACAAGUGUAUAUUUUCGGUGACUGUUUUUUUACCCUUAAAAGUAAAACGUUUGAUUAUCCUUAAUUUGAAAUUUUACCUGUACAAAAGUCUGUUAGUGAAAGCAAGAAGAGAUAGGAAGAAAAAGAGACAGAAAAAGUACAUCGUUGAAACUACACACCAAAAAUGAAAGUGUAACGUACCUAAACAAUAUAAGUAUCAUACUGUUGAGAAAUGUUAGAAAGGAAACUGCAUCCAGAAAUGGAUGCUGUCUCUCAGGUAAUGGGCAAGGCUUCCCGCAUCAGAUGAUUUUCCUGUUUUCUGGAGUAGCCUUUUUCAAAAAAAUCGAACUCAAACCCAACUUAGUCUAAUCCCAAUUUGAUGCAAUUAUCAAUGCAAUUUAUCGAAAACAUAGAGCGACACGCAGAGAAACACAUGUGUCAAACAUAUUAGAUAUUUAAGACUUAAGAGACGCAUUAGAAUUAUUAUAUUUAGAUCACCCGUUGAUGGAAACUGAAAGAAGCUGUAGCAUAAAUAUUCUAACAGAAGCGAAUAUAGAGAGGCGAAAGUAAUGAGAGAUUUGGUGGAAUAUAAGUAAA
This is a messenger RNA of Aedes aegypti (yellow fever mosquito), 4178 nucleotides long. RefSeq names its product carnitine O-palmitoyltransferase 1, liver isoform (gene whd). Gene Ontology annotation, molecular function: carnitine O-palmitoyltransferase activity. NCBI's taxonomy places the organism in Eukaryota, Metazoa, Arthropoda, Insecta, Diptera, Culicidae. The coding region runs from base 608 to 2959 and encodes 783 amino acids. The transcript is spliced from 12 exons. The record is from RefSeq and is a predicted model, not a curated record. Gene Ontology annotation, cellular component: mitochondrion. Gene Ontology annotation, biological process: carnitine metabolic process; fatty acid metabolic process.